GAAGGGCCGGCGGUGGGAAAGAUGGCGGCGGCUCCGAGACCCUCCUGGUGGCAGCGGUGGCGGCGGCGCGCGUGGGCUCGGGACGGGGCCAGGCUUUUGCUCUUUCUCCUUCUGUUGGGGUCUGGGUCUGGGCCGGGGCCGCUGCAUGUCAGGGCGGGUCAAGCGGUGGAGUACUUGAAACGGGAGCACUCGCUGUCGAAGCCCUACCAGGGUGUGGGAACAAGCAGUUCUUCGCUGUGGAACCUGAUGGGCAACGCCAUGGUGAUGACGCAGUAUAUCCGCCUCACUCCAGAUAUGCAAAGUAAACAGGGUGCCUUGUGGAAUCGGGUGCCAUGUUUCCUGAAAGACUGGGAACUGCAGGUGCACUUCAAGAUCCACGGCCAAGGGAAGAAGAAUCUGCAUGGAGACGGCUUGGCAAUCUGGUACACAAAGGACCGAAUGCAGCCAGGGCCUGUGUUUGGAAACAUGGACAAAUUUGUGGGGCUGGGGGUGUUUGUAGACACCUAUCCCAAUGAGGAGAAGCAGCACGAGGCCCAGAAGAGGCGCUAUUCCCCAGGAGUUCAGCGGGUAUUCCCCUACAUCUCAGCCAUGGUGAACAACGGCUCCCUCAGCUAUGAUCAUGAGCGAGACGGGCGGCCCACGGAGCUGGGGGGCUGCACAGCCAUUGUCCGAAAUAUCCGUUAUGACACCUUCCUUGUGAUUCGCUAUGUCAAGAGGCAUCUGACGAUAAUGAUGGACAUUGAUGGCCGACAUGAGUGGAGGGACUGCAUCGAGAUGCCUGGGGUGCGGCUCCCCCGGGGCUAUUACUUCGGCACAUCCUCCAUCACUGGGGAUCUCUCUGAUAACCAUGAUGUCAUUUCCCUGAAGUUGUUUGAGCUGACUGGAGUGAGGACCCCAGAAGAAGAAAAGCUACAUCGAGACGUGUUCCUGCCCUCAGUGGACAAUCUGAAGCUGCCGGAGAUGACAGAACCACCAACGCCCCUGAGUGGCCUGGCUCUCUUCCUUAUUGUAUUUUUCUCCUUGGUGUUUUCCGUAUUUGCCAUUGUCAUUGGGAUCAUACUCUACAACAAAUGGCAGGACCACAGCCGGAAACGCUUCUACUGAGCCCGCUGCUAUCAGCCCCUCCACAGCCAUGAGGUGUGGGUGUGAGCACACAGCCUGUUGUUCAGGGACCCUGCAUCCUCAUGGUCGUACACGGGGACAUCUCACUGGCCCAGGCUACCACCCGCGGGGCCAAGCGGCUGUGGUGUGCCUUUCCUUGGAGUCCUUCCACUUAGGGGUGAAGAGACAUGGAUGGAGCACUAUCUAUUGUGAUGCCUCGACUACAGAAUCAGGCCGGCAGCCCAGGCGCAGACUGGACACAGCAGGCCUUCCACUGCAUUUUAAAACUCCCAAGUAGAAAACCAGAACUUGUACCCUCUGGAAAAUCGCUUACUAGAUUUUGCUUUUGCUCACACCUCUUUCUACUUCAGGAGCUCCUUGGCAGCCUGGAUGGAGACUCUCCCGCCCCUGCCUGUCUCCCUCCACUCACCACCCUCCUUAUCUGCAUCCUCAGCUAGGGAAGCAGCCUGCUGCUUACAUCAGGCAGCCCUGUGUUUCUUGCAGUAGCUCAUUGCUUCAGCCUCUUCUCUGCUGGGUGGAUCUUGUUUCUGAAUGUUGCUGGGUCUUCAGCUUCCUUGCCAACCCUUCAGGCCUUUGGAUGGUUUGGCUAAACGUUGUUACAAAUCGAGAGAUGCGUGGACAAUUCACAGAUGUGAGGUUAACUGUGAAAUCAUCCCGGUCCAGGCGUGCCUCAGAGCUAUUGGCUGCAUCUGACCAUGUGGAGUUUCUCGACUUGCUGGACCCUGCUUAGUCGCAUGCUUUGUGUUUGUCCUGAUUCUUGGGAUCCUGCUUUGAAUGUUGGAAGUGAAAUGCACCUUUCUUCUUAUUCCCUGGACUUGGACACACCCCUGAGACAUUUGGCCUCUCAAUGAGAAGAAACAGUUGGUGAUCUCACGUUACAAAUCUCUGAGAGCGAAAGCCCUUCAUCCUCUGUGCCUGGAAAAGCUCUGGUCAUCGAGCAGCAGCACAGCUUGAGUGGCCUUGUGUGUCACCUACUACACUGCCUUAUUCUACGAGUGUCACAUGCUGCUCACCUAUCCGCCCUGUGGUUAAAUUGGUUACAGGCUAGUCUCAAUGGAGGGCCUGACACAGUUCUCUGUAGCCUGAGGAAAAGUCUUCAUAAAGUAGCCGAUGAAACCAAUCAUGAA
Messenger RNA from Rattus rattus (black rat), 2249 nucleotides. It is a transcript of the gene Lman2l, whose product is annotated as lectin, mannose binding 2 like. The transcript is spliced from 9 exons. Lineage: Eukaryota; Metazoa; Chordata; Mammalia; Rodentia; Muridae. Gene Ontology annotation, biological process: Golgi organization; endoplasmic reticulum organization; endoplasmic reticulum to Golgi vesicle-mediated transport. The record is from RefSeq and is a predicted model, not a curated record. Gene Ontology annotation, cellular component: endoplasmic reticulum-Golgi intermediate compartment; COPII-coated ER to Golgi transport vesicle; Golgi membrane. Bases 22 to 1104 code for a protein of 360 amino acids. Gene Ontology annotation, molecular function: D-mannose binding.